Molecule: messenger RNA, 2882 nt
Organism: Hyaena hyaena (striped hyena)
Lineage: Eukaryota; Metazoa; Chordata; Mammalia; Carnivora; Hyaenidae
Gene: TFAP2C
Product: transcription factor AP-2 gamma
Biological process (GO): anatomical structure development; regulation of transcription by RNA polymerase II; regulation of cell population proliferation
Cellular component (GO): nucleus
Molecular function (GO): DNA-binding transcription factor activity, RNA polymerase II-specific; RNA polymerase II transcription regulatory region sequence-specific DNA binding
Source: RefSeq, a predicted model, not a curated record
AUGCGCACUUCCCGCUUCGUGCGCUUUAUCCGCGUUUGCAGCUUCCCCACGUUCUCGUCUGGCGCCGCCGACAUGUGCGGGCUAGUGAGCGAGCGCAGCCCGCGCGGUGCCUACGGCAUGCCGACUUCCUCCCCCGGCCCGAGUCCCGGCUACUCCUGGCCCAAGGCCUGGGGUUCGGACCCGGCUCUGCAAGGCGCCUCGGGCGUCGGAGCUCUCAGGCCUUCGGCGCUGGGCUUUGAGGGCGAGUUCCCCCAGGAUCGCCACGACGCGAGCAGCAAUGGGAACCCGCGCCUCCCCCACCUCUCCUCCGCCGGGCAGCACCUCUACAGCCCCGCGCCGCCCCUCUCGCAUGCCGGAGUCGCCGAAUACCAGCCCCCACCCUACUUUCCACCGCCCUACCAGCAGCUGGCUUACUCGCAGUCGGCCGACCCCUACUCGCAUCUGGGAGAAGCCUACGCCGCGGCCAUCAAUCCCCUGCACCAGCCGGCGCCCGCCGGCAGCCAGCAGCAGGCCUGGCCGGGGCGCCAGAGCCAGGAGGGGGCCGGCCUGCCCUCGCACCACGGGCGCCCGGCCGGCCUGCUGCCUCAUCUCUCCGGGCUGGAGGGCGGCGCCAUGAGCGCGCGCAGGGACGCCUACCGCCGCUCCGACCUGCUGCUGCCGCACGCGCACGCCCUGGACGCCGCGGGCCUGGCCGAGAACUUGGGGCUCCACGACAUGGCGCACCCGAUGGAGGAGGUGCAGAAUGUCGACGACCAGCAUCUACUCCUGCAUGACCAGACUGUUAUUCGCAAAGGUCCUAUUUCAAUGACCAAGAAUCCGCUGAGUGUCCCUUGUCAGAAGGAGCUGGUAGGGGCUGUGAUGAAUCCCAGCGAGGUCUUCUGCUCGGUCCCUGGAAGAUUGUCCCUCCUCAGUUCCACGUCUAAAUACAAAGUGACAGUUGCUGAGGUUCAGAGGCGAUUGUCCCCGCCUGAAUGCUUAAAUGCCUCGUUACUGGGAGGUGUUCUCAGAAGAGCCAAGUCUAAAAAUGGAGGCCGGUCCUUGCGGGAGAAGCUGGACAAGAUUGGGUUGAAUCUUCCCGCUGGGAGACGGAAAGCUGCCCACGUUACCCUCCUGACUUCCUUAGUAGAAGGUGAGGCUGUUCACUUGGCUCGGGACUUUGCCUAUGUCUGUGAAGCCGAAUUUCCUAGUAAACCAGUGGCUGAAUAUCUAACCAGACCUCACCUUGGAGGGCGGAAUGAGAUGGCUGCUAGGAAGAACAUGCUGCUGGCGGCACAGCAAGUGUGUAAAGAAUUCACAGACCUUCUCAAUCAAGACCGAACGCCCAACGGGAACAACCGGCCCACCCCGGUCCUGGAGUCGAACAUACAGAACUGCUUGUCUCAUUUCAGCCUGAUCACCCACGGGUUUGGCAGCCAGGCGAUCUGUGCUGCCGUGUCUGCUGUGCAGAACUACAUAAAAGAAGCCCUGAUAGUCAUAGACAAAUCCUAUCUGAACCCUGGAGAUCAGAGUCCGGCCGAUUCUAGCAAAACCCUGGAGAAAAUGGAGAAGCACAGGAAAUAAAAACGGGGAGUGAGCCACGGGGCUGAAGAGUCUGGAAGGAAGAAAAGGACUCCAGAGGCGUUCUCGACCCCGGACAGACUGGGAAACCCCUCUUGCCUGGGGACAGACAGUGUGUUACCCACCUUCCCAUUAAAAAGGCCUCCACUGAUUUCUGGAUCUUUACGUUGCCCUCCUGGAUUCCUUAGUAUUAUUUCACUAGUCCCGAAGUGUGUCUCCUUAACUCUGGACAAGUUAUUGGAAGGUGACAAGUACUGAUUCUUUUAUUCGUUGAGCUUAUUUUAUUCUUUUGAACCCCAUUGUUUUCUCUGAAAGUGGUGCUACAAGUUUUAGAAACUUUUCAAUCCAUUCCCCGGGCUCACAAGAAAACCCACACACGUAGCUGUAGAAAUGUCUUGUUGAUGCCCUUCAGAUCAACGGUAACUUGCAGUGUUGCGCUAACGGUUGGCUUCUGGCGUCCACUAAAUAUUUAUCUAGAAAAAGUAUUUAUCUAGCUUCUUCAGAUGUCAAAUCCCGUGUCCAGUAGGGAGCAAAGAGUCUCUCUGUUCAGCAACUAGCUCAAUAGGUGGCAUUUGACACACAUAAACCCCUUGUUGAAAGGGGCUCUUUGGGUUUUACGAAACUUGUAGGAAUGAAGCCUGCUGAUGAUUGUUUUCUUUUUCUGCCUUUUUUCUUUUUUUUAAAGUCUGAGAGUUAACCCUUCAAUUGGGAGACUCCGAAAUGACAUGUUCCUUUAAGGUACUGAAGCUUUAUUUGCAUAUUUAUUUCACAUCUUGGUGUUUCGAGUAAACUUGAAAAGGGUAGGCAUGAAGCGGUUUUUUUUUGUUUUGUUUGUUUUUUUUCUUUUUGUUUUUGUUUUGGCUGCCCGCCACCCCCGUGUCCCAUAGGAGGCUCUGUAUUUUGAGAAAACCGUGCGUUGACUGUACAGAUGUUAUUUAUGCAUAAUUUAAUGGGGUCUGUAAAUACGGGUGCACUUCUUAAGAAUUUUACAAAAGGGGUUCGAUUUUAAUAUUAACUCUGAAAGGUGAUGGGGUAAUCUAAAACACUAAUUUAGGGUUUAUUCACGCGUACACAGGGUAUUAAGAAUUUAGAGGAUCCUGGGCUCUUGUUCUUGAUGCGGGAGAUUCUAUUUAAUUGAAACUCUGUUCACAAAGCAAUACCUUUGGGUCUCUGUUCCCGUCGAGCUGAACCGGAAGAUGGGUGUGCGGUACCGUGUGUGUGUGGGUGAAAUAGGGGUUUGAAAUUGAACUCCACGUCUGUAAACGCACCCCAAAUAAUUAUUGUGUAUAUUAUACCUGUAUAAUAAUAAAAAAGUAUUCUCGAUA